AUGGAGUUCGAGAAAAUCGUUGAAAUCAGUGAGCGGACGCUUGAUGUACAAUCAAGUCGUAAGUUAUCGGAAUUAUUAUUGGCGCAGAGUUCGAUAGACGCAUUAAAUCGCGCAGGGUUUAUUUACGCGUCACCAAUACAGUGGGAAGCAUUGCCUAUUGGAAUGAUGGGCUUUGAUAUGCUCGUUCAAGCAAAAUCUGGCACGGGUAAAACACUUGUUUUUGCUCUACUUGCAUUAGAAGGAAUAAAUGCUCAAUUAGCAGCAACGCAAGUGAUGAUAGUCGCUCCUACACGUGAAAUUGUUGUCCAGAUACAAGAUUUGUUAAAGCGUUUGGCUCCACCUGUUUUCAGAAUCAGGUCAUUCUUUGGCGGAGAAAAUAUCGUGGAAGAUUUGAAAGCCCUUGCUAAAGGAGUGCACAUAGCUGUCGGGACAACGGGACGACUCUGUCAUCUUGUUAAUAUCAAGAAACUUAAGACAGAUCGAAUUCGUCUUUUCAUUCUUGAUGAAGCUGAUAAAUUGAUGGAAGAAGCUUUUGUUAAAGACGUAAAUUUUUUGUUUUCAAGUUUACCCAUUGAUAAACAGGUAGCAGUCUUCUCAGCGACGUAUCCUCAUAACCUCGAUUUCAUGUUGGCGAAAUAUAUGAGGAUUUCAGAUGCGCAGUUGAUUCGUAUGAAUGUUUCUGAUGCGCAAUUAAUAGGAAUUAAACAGUAUGUGAUAAUAAAUAUUAAUGAUAAUACCAAUGGUGUGUCUUCUCUUAUUAAGCUCUUGAAUUCAUUUGUAUAUAAUCAGUGUCUAAUUUUCGCAAAUUCAAUCGAGAAAUGUGAAAGAAUUUUUAAUGAAUUGAAAGGGAAGGAAUUAAAAGUGAUGCUUAUGUCAAGCGCUUUAUCGCAAGAAGAACGUUUAAAAGUAUUAAAAAAACUGAAAAAUUCUACCAUAAAAAUACUUAUUACAACUGAUUUGUCUGCUCGAGGAAUAGAUUCUGCUGGUGUCAAUCUUGUAUUCAACAUGGGCUGCUGCGUAAAUUCUGAAACUUAUUUGCAUAGAAUUGGGCGUGCUGGUCGAUUUGGUGGGUAUGGAACUUCAUUUACUAUUUUAACAACUGAAAAUGAUGUACGACGUUUCAAUUAUCAAGUUGCUGAAGCUAAGUUAAAAGUGAAAUUAUUAGAGAUUGAAGGUGAACGACCAGCGGACAUUUGUGAGAAUAAAUCAUUUUAUGAUUCUUGUUGUGAUUUUAAAGUUAAUUUUUAUGCAAUUUUUUUUAUGCCAUUUUUUGAAAUAAGAUUUCUUUUUAUCCCAUUUAUCGAGCAAAUAAUUUUCAAUUUUUGA
This is a messenger RNA of Dracunculus medinensis (Guinea worm), 1326 nucleotides long. The record is from the annotation of a GenBank genome assembly. NCBI's taxonomy places the organism in Eukaryota, Metazoa, Nematoda, Chromadorea, Rhabditida, Dracunculidae.